Phasianus colchicus (ring-necked pheasant) is the source of this 6199-nucleotide messenger RNA. The record is from RefSeq and is a predicted model, not a curated record. NCBI's taxonomy places the organism in Eukaryota, Metazoa, Chordata, Aves, Galliformes, Phasianidae.
UAGACCAGGCUGCCCAGGGCCCCAUCCAACCUGGCCUUGAACACCUCCCUGGGGCAUCCACAACCUCAAACAAUGGAGGGAAACCCAGGGUGGAUUUUUGGUUUUAGCUGUGAAUUGCUUGUGGGGCAGCUGGAGGAAUGGCAGCUUGCCAUGUAUGACAGCACUUAAGCAGACUCAGGUAUUUGCAUCUUGGUGAAUGUAAUGAGGUCAGUAGAACAGAACUUAAGAAAAACACAGGUUGUUAUGCUCAUCUGAACUGAUUCUUUUGACUUAGUGGAGGAAAAAGGCUCAUAAUGCCAAUAAUUGGCUGUUCCUGGAGAGGAAUCUCUCUCAGACCACACUUUAAAAAAAUUUAAACUGAAGGGUGUGAUAUUCCCUGUUGCAUUGGGCAGCUGAACAUUUCAGCAUCCAUUCAUUUUCAGGGAGCAGAUGAGCUUGCUCCAUUGCAGGAGCAUUGUGCUCGGGCUUGCACAGUCUGGAAUACAAUUCCUUGAAAACAUCUGGGAUAUGAAACUGAGCUUCUGUUGAAAGAGCUCAUGUCUGGACCUCCCUAAUCCCUGAGGAGCUACAUGUAGGUAGAGAGGCUGCUGAGAAGUGGAGGGAGGGUGCCAGCCUGGCCUGGGGCAGCCACGAAUGUGCUUGCUGCAAAUAAACUGCUUGACAGUGUUAUGGAGAUGCAUGCUCAGUACCAGAGUGGUUUUCAUUUACUCUGAAGUGCCUUUGGAAAUGGUGUUGUCAAUUUCACAUUUUUUGAUUUAAAAUCCUUUUUUUUUUUUUUUAAAUGUUGGCAAGUUAGCAGAAAUAACUCUCCUGUGCUCCUUGUUCCUUUUCUUUGAAUUUUGGUUGGAUUUGGGGUACUUUUUUUUCUUUUUUUGUGCAGUUAACAUUCAGCUUGUACAACAAUAAGCACAGGGUUUGGAACUUCCUGUGACACAGGAUAUCAUGUCACCAUUUUCUUCUUGAAAAAAAUUGUCAUCAUGCAGGCACUCCAGGGGUGUUUCUAAGGAAUAUCCGAAAUAUUUGGAGUCGAGGGCCAAUAAUAAUACAUGAUUCUUUUUGGAAUAUUUUCCUUUUGAGGCCAUAGCAGGAAGUCUUCAGCUAGUUCUAGAUUUUCAUGUUGGCCCUCCCCCUUCUCCUGGCUUAUCUCAAAUGAAAUGCAGCCCUUUCCCUUACCUCAGCACCAGUGCUCUUUUUAUCUAAUCUACAAGACACACAGCUUUCAUGAGAUAUAUAUUUAACCUAGACUAUCACAGAAAAAGUAAGAGAAAUGCAUAAUCACUGUACUGUUAGUGCCUAAACUAUUCUGGGUACUUGGUUUAAUUCUGAGGUGAGACGUAUCUAGCGUGCUUCCCCUUUCAGUUUCAAUCUGCCUAACAACCCAAAUUGAGACAACAUGGGAGGCAGGAAAUCUUUGAGGGUUUGAGAUGUGGUCUGCAGGACCAGAGAGGGAAACUUCUCUAUUUGCUCAUAAUUCAGAGAUAGAAAUAUUGCAGCCUUUUGUCACCAAAAUAAACCAAAAAGCAUUACUAACAGUCAGCCAAGAAAAAAACAACUUCCUUUACCCAUGUUUUGCAUUUCAGUUCUGCUGGACAUAAACUUGUAGCAGUGUUGAGAGCCACAUAAAAGAUACAUUAACACCUUUUAUAAUUCAUUCACAGGCUGGCCCUAAAGCUGGCUUAUUUCAGUAAGUAUUUGGGAAUUUGUAGAAGUGUCCUUUACCUGCUGCCUGGGCAUCUUCUGAGAUAGAAAGGGAUUCCAGGGGAUGGAUGUUGGCAUCUGGCAAGAGUUUGUGAAAGGGAAAGGUCUUCCUUUCCUCUCCUUCUUCUCAAGAUGGUCUUUAGGAACAGGGAGGGAUUUUUGGUGCCAGGUAGUCCAGAACUGCGUUAGCUGCAGCUGCUGCACUGCAGAAUUGAAGCUGGGAAUUAUCUCCUCCUCUUCUCCGCCCCACUCCUCCUCCCAGCCUCAUAUUCAGGCCGCUGCUGAGGCUAGCAGCACAAGGCUGGUGGGCUGCUCUGACGGAGCCUCGGCGCCCAGCAGCCUGGGACUGCAGCGUGUUCCUUGGAGAUCUGAGCUUCCAUGGCGGCCAGGACGAGGGAGAAGCAAGGACUGCUUCUAUGGAGAGCUCGUUUUUAUCUUGUGCAGAGUCAUCUUUGUAGCGGGAUGUUGAAAUGUGACACGGUGCCUGUUUGUUUGCAAUAGCUGCAACCCUCGUAGCAGAAAUUCAAGUGGGAAACAGAGGGGGAAUCCAGAGACAAACCAGCAGGAGAAUUAGAAACCGUGACGUCGCCUCCUCCCUCCUGUGCCGGAGCAAGCAAAGAAAGGAGAGGUAGAGGAAAAAAGACUGAGCCUUGCAUCCAGCCGUCACCCUGACAAUGUGUCAGUCAAACGCCCUGCAGGGACCAGAUCUGCACACAGGGAAAUGGUGAGAUGCUGUAAAGCUUUAUCUAACCCUCCACCCUCUUGCUACAACCUCCACAAAGUUAAAAUUCAUGUCCGGAGGCUGCGUUCAGGGAACGGCGGCAGCAGCAGCUGUGCCGGGGACCCGCACCCACAGCUGGACAGCCCGGGCCCGGCUGGCUCUGCUGGCGGGACACCAAAUAGGAGAGCUCGUUUCAGGUUGCAAUUUCCCCAGCUGGCCCUGAGGCGGAGGUUGGGCCAGCUAAGCUGUAUGUCUAGGCCUGCUCUGAAACUCCGUUCUUGGCCUCUGACUAUUCUCUAUUACCUUCUGCCUUUCGGUGCUCUUAAGCCCUUGACCAGAGUGGGAUGGAGGCCUGUGAGCAGGGUUGCUCUGUACAAGUCGGUACCAACUCGACUGCUGUCACGAGCCUGGGGUCGUCUGAACCAGGUGGAGCUGCCCACAUGGCUCCGGAAGCCUGUUUAUAGCCUGUAUAUCUGGACGUUUGGUGUGAACAUGAAGGAGGCAGCUGUUGAAGAUCUGCAUCACUAUAGAAACCUCAGCGAAUUCUUUCGCAGGAAGCUGAAACCACAAGCACGGCCAGUUUGCUGUGUGCACAGUGUGAUUAGUCCCUCUGAUGGAAAGAUCCUUAACUUUGGACAAGUAAAGAACUGUGAAGUGGAGCAAGUAAAAGGGGUUACUUAUUCUCUGGAGUCUUUCCUGGGACCUCGUAUCAGCACGGAAGACUUGCGUUUUAGUGAGGUCCCACCUGGCAACUCAUUUCAGCAACAGCUAGUCACAAAGGAAGGGAAUGAGCUCUACCACUGUGUAAUCUACCUUGCACCAGGGGAUUAUCACUGCUUCCACUCGCCCACUGACUGGAGAGUGUCACACCGCCGUCAUUUUCCAGGCUCUUUGAUGUCUGUGAAUCCUGGAGUUGCUCGCUGGAUCAAGGAAUUAUUCUGCCACAAUGAACGGGUUGUCCUUACAGGAGACUGGAAACAUGGAUUUUUCUCUUUAACAGCUGUAGGAGCAACAAACGUGGGCUCUAUCCGCAUCUACUUUGACCAGGAUUUGCAUACCAACAGUCCACGUUACUCAAAAGGUUCUUACAACGACUUCAGCUUCAUAUCCAACAACAACAAGGAGGGAAUCCCCAUGAGGAAGGGAGAACAUUUAGGGGAAUUUAACUUGGGCUCAACUAUUGUACUAAUCUUUGAGGCACCCAAGGACUUCAAAUUCCAACUUAAAGCUGGACAGAAAAUCCGUUUUGGAGAAGCACUGGGCUCUCUCUAAAGACUAACACAGCAAGAAGGCUUUAGAUACAAAGGGACUCUUCAUACAUUGUGGAGUGUUUCACUUGACAAGCAUGUAUCACUCAGCAGGACCUGGGUGAGGAAAACAGAUGUCUUUGCUGUGUUCACCUUUAGAGUAUUUGGCCUAUAUUUACAUAUUGCUGCUGAAACGCAGAAAGAGAAGAACAAACAUACAUGUAUCAGGUACAGUUGCCUUUAAAGAUACUGGAAACCAUGGAGGUUUCUGUCCUACCCUGUGCCUGUAGUCUUUUAUGUUCUCCCCCUCAGUGUGCCACAGGAUAACUAUGUUCAUAAGCUUAUAAAUCCCUUUUAAGCCUUCCUAGACUGCAGGUCCAAUGGGUAAGGGUGGAAGCAGAGAUUAGCUGUAUUUAAAGGGAUGUUGACAAGUUGAGUCAGACCUUGUACCUUAGCUAUGAAGUAUCUUUUUCAGACCUUGAAUAACAGAUGUGUUCUCAUCUUUAUUCUAAAACACUCCUCUGAAGUUCUUACAUAAAAUGCACGGAGAGCCAGAAAGUUCAAUGGACAAGUAUGGCUUCACACUCCAAACUAAGCAAAAUGCACAGAGUGUAUCUGUACAGUAAGUUACACAUCCAAUCUAUUUUCCAAUGUUAGACAACUUUUAAUUCUUUUACUUAUGUCCCUUUAGAAAUGGACUUUGCACUGUAUUUUAAAGCUAAAAACACUGUGUCUACAUUCCAUAUGAUGAAACUGGUCAUCUUGGGAUUUUAUUUUUUUAAAUAUUAGGAAACAGAUCCAUAUGUCCAUUUUCUACUCCAUGGUUUUAUUUUGCUAUUCCAGGCCUUAAGGACUUUGUAUAAGAGAGAGUUCACUUCUUGAAUUAAGGGUGGAAGACAGAUGUUUCUUUUGUGAUUCUAUGUAUCUUCAUUGUUGCUUUGUCAUUAAAUUCUUGAAGAAUUAGUUCCUCUAUUUACAGAGCAGUUUCAGAUACUUCAGGACCAAAUUUUAUUGCAUGGAGUGAAAUGCCCUAUGCACUGACAGUGUAUUAAUAUGGCAGAUUAUUGAAGCAAUCUUUGGCCUCCCAGCUGCCAGCCUGGCUGUCCUACAGUGGACUGGCACCUAUAUCAUUUUAGCUGAAACAUAAAAAGCCACACCUGCUCUGAUUUCUGCCUUCAUACUUAAUGAUAAGAAUGGGCUGGGGCCUGAAUGCUUUACACUGAAGCUUCAUCUUAAAGUGAAACUAAAGAGCCUUGUUGUAACUUCAUGUCAAUAAGAGUCAAUGAUGCCCUGGAUCUGUUGAGUACGGCACCAAAAGCCCUAACAGAAACUGUGCCAAACUGGAGAAAUUCCAUUUUAAAGCAAUAUAUUGGUUGGUUUUAGAGUUUAAAUUCUUCUAAGUCCAGACACUCAAACAUUUAGAACUGUCUUUGCUGUCCGGAGCUUGCUGGAGUGGACAUGCUUACAAAACCUGCCUUUUUGAUCUCCAAAAAUUUCUGAUAUUACUUUCUUGCUUGAGCCUUGGGUGUUUUUUUCUGCUACUUCAAGGAGCUAGUAGGCUUUGACCAGCUGUGUUUUCCUUAAGAAAUACUUACCUUUUUGUAUGCACUGCAGAAAAUAGAAUAUAAUUUUAUUGUACAUGUCCAGUUUGCCAAGUCCUGUAUGCUUAGCUUGUCAUCAGGAAAGAAGGGAUGGUAAAAUGUGUGUAGUGAUGUAGUUCAGCUGUGACUCAGAGAUGAUGGUGGCUGUUCAGGUGACAAGCAGGAGAAAAUUCAUUUGGCUCUGAGAGUCAGUGUUUCCUCACUUUACAUGGGGAGUAGUUUGAAAGCUUGAAGUGGCUCUCAGCCACCUAUCAUGUUAAGGUUCUUGGCAUUAGCAAGUUUACUCCUGCAGCAGUGUAUUACCACAGACAGGUUCUAGAAACGUGCACUUUUUUAAAUCACUGAAAGAAAGAAAUACUAAAGCAAACAUCAGCCCCAGGGGCUACAGCUGUGAUUAGCCUCAACUUCAAAGACAGAUUAAUAGACAACACCUUUGUUCCCGUGGAUGAGAGAAAAAUGACAGAAUCUCUUCCCCUCUUUUCCACUGGGGUUGGUGGCAUCCAGCCAUAGCCAAAGCAAUCUUAAGCUUUAAUUUAUUGCUACUCAGCAGCAUCAUCAGCUGCAGUAGCUGAAGGUUACUGACAGGCAGUAGGAGGUAGAUUACCUGAUGUUUGCUUUAAUAGAAGUCUUAAGAGGAGGGAGAGGAUUCAGUGUAUGAGUGGCUGGUUUUGUGAAGGUCUCAAAGCUGUACAGAGCUAGCUAAUUAAUAAAUGUUACUUGCUAUGCAGGGGUCAGCAAUCACCCUGGAAGAGGAAGCAAAGUUCCUAGAGGGUACUGAUAAUGCUGUGAAUUUCUCCUGCAUGGAGAAUCCAUUGAAUUCUUCAACUGUAUCAGUAGCACGGUAUUUUUGUAUGUCAAAGUGUAUGACUUACUGACAUGAACUCAUUUAAUUGCAAACAUUUUGAAAUAAAGAGUCUUAUCCGUGUUGCUUA